Papilio polytes (common Mormon) is the source of this 1590-nucleotide messenger RNA. RefSeq names its product proton-coupled amino acid transporter 4-like. Gene Ontology annotation, molecular function: amino acid transmembrane transporter activity. Gene Ontology annotation, cellular component: vacuolar membrane. The transcript is spliced from 9 exons. Bases 221 to 1588 code for a protein of 455 amino acids. NCBI's taxonomy places the organism in Eukaryota, Metazoa, Arthropoda, Insecta, Lepidoptera, Papilionidae. Gene Ontology annotation, biological process: amino acid transmembrane transport. The record is from RefSeq and is a predicted model, not a curated record.
CCACUAUUGUUACUUAAUAUUCAAGUACAUGAUUAUCAAAAAUGUAAAAAAUUGGGUUUCCACGACAUUACGUCGACCUCGCUUUAUGUUGCGGUUAAACAGGUUUAUUCUAGAGUCGGACAUUUCAUCGCAAUGUUGUUUUCAUGUGGAAUAUACGUUUAAAAAAUAUCUUGUGAACUGCUGAUGUGUUAGUGAUUAUGUACAGUGUUGGAUUUAUAAAAUGAAUUACAAUACAAGUAGUGAAAGCUGUGACCCCCUGCCUAUGCAGUCAACGAUAACGCUGAACAUAAGUGAAAAAGAUGUCUACAGCGAAGAUACGUAUAAUCCUUUUGAUCAUCGGAAAGUUUUACAUCCGACUUCAACUUUAGGUUCAUUCUUCCAUUUGCUGAAGUCUUCAUUGGGCUCUGGUUUACUAGCGAUGCCAGCUGCCUUCAAGCACACCGGCCUGAUACCGGGGUGUAUUGGUACAGCACUAGUCGGCGUGAUAGCUACACACUGCGUGCAUAUUUUAGUGUCGACGUCCCGAGAGAUUUGCGGCCAUUGUCGUGUCAGUUCAUUGAGUUAUACGGACACGUGUGAGAAGGUAUUCAAGCAUGGGCCGCAUACGUUGAGAAAAUACUCACAAACAGUCAGACAUUUUGCGGAUUACGCGAUGGCGGGAGUGUGCUUGGGUGGUACCAGUGUUUAUGUGAUAUUCAUCGCUAGCUCUCUCAAAGAUAUUUGCGAUCAUUUCAAUCCAAACUACACGUUUUCAGUGAAAGAAUACUGCGGCUUUUUGCUCAUACCACUCAUCGCCUUAACUCAAAUCAGGCAUUUGAAGUUCCUCGUCCCGUUCUCAUUGUUAGCGAACAUCUGUCUCUUACUGACGUUUGUGAUAACGUGUAUCUACACUUUCAGUGAUCUAAAUGACAUAUCGACAGUCAAACUUGCAUCCAGUCCUACACAAUGGCCGCUGUUCUUAAGCACAGCAAUAUUUGCUAUGGAAGGUAUCAACGUGGUGAUGCCUGUUGAGAACGAGAUGAGGAAGCCGCAACACUUCCUGGGCUGUCCUGGAGUACUGAAUGUCACUAUGGUGCUGGUAGCCGUGCUAUACGCGGUUGUCGGUGUGUUUGGUUAUUUAAAGUACGGUGAUGAUGUUAAGGGGAGUAUCACAAUCAAUCUACCACAGGACGAAAUAUUAGCAUUGACAGCGAAGGUAAUGGUGGCAACGGCUGUCUACUUCACGUAUUGUCUGCAAAUGUACGCUCCUAUGGACAUUAUAUGGACCCGUAUAAAGGAUUCCAUGAGACAGAAAUUCCACAACACCGGACAAAUAGUUCUUAGAACGUUAAGCGUUGCUUUAACAGUUAUCUUGGCAGUCGCUGUGCCCGAUCUCGAACUUUUAAUAGGCCUCGUCGGCGCAAUAUUCUUCUCAACUUUGGGUCUAUUUAUUCCGAUAGUCGUUGAAACCGUGCACAAAUGGGAUCGAGGCUUGGGCAAAUUCAAAUACAUUCUCUGGAAGAAUACGUUAUUACUGUUAUUCUAUUUGUUAGUUUUAGUUUCGGGAUGUUAUUCAGCUAUAAAAGAGAUUGUAAUAAAAUAUACAUGAAA